UGUGUCCGAUCACACUUGCUUUCAAUCACAUGUGUAAGCUCAUUUGACAAUGACUUCCAUUUGAAUUGGACCCGUGGUGCUCAUCAAUUUGCAUGCAUACAUGCACUUUCGAGAAAGCACAUUCUCUUCCCCAUCAUUCUCCUGCCCUUCAACCAAAGGGCGUAUACAAACACGCGCGGGCUGAAACCAUUCAAUAAACGCCCAGACGGGCCGCUAGCCAUUGGCAAACGGCCUCAUUUUCGAUGAUAUCAUUUCCUUUUUACAAGAUCACAAAAUCAUCCGGAAUGCUUCUUGUGCCUAUGGCCAAAAAGCCGUUUGGCACAAUUUCCUACUCUGCAUGGAUAUUGAGAUGAAAUGAGCUUGCUGAUUUUCAAAAAGAAGUGCAUUGGACGAGUUCAAGCAAUUUUCUCCUUCUUUGGGCUCAUUUCUUUUCGCCUAUACAAUCUGGCCUUUAAAAGAAGGUCGUUCAAGACAAGAUUUGUCUUGGGCCAUCCGAUACCUUUCUACCUUUUCUCUUUCACUUUUGCCCGUCCCCUAAUCUUGUCUCUUGGCAACGAUAUUUUGCAAGUAAGUACUGACAAUCCUUUCCUCACCUGUCGCCCAAUCCUUUUUUCUCUCAAUUUAGUUCACCACAUAAAGACUGCUCUUCUCUUCCGAUCUAUUCGCGGCAUAGAAAUUACCGAAUUUGCACAAGAGCAUUCCAUCUUCAGCAAGACAAAGAGAAAGAAUUGUGAAACUUUCGGGGAAUUAAAACGGCCUUGUUUUUCACCUUUUUCAAAUCUUCAAAAGAUUUCGAUCGUCAAACAAUCAUGACAACCGUCAUGCAACGACCUCGAUCUACACAACCUGGAGGCGAAAUGAACUCUUCGGCACAACGUAGUCAUG
Meira miltonrushii is the source of this 885-nucleotide messenger RNA. RefSeq lists its product as uncharacterized. NCBI's taxonomy places the organism in Eukaryota, Fungi, Basidiomycota, Exobasidiomycetes, Exobasidiales, Brachybasidiaceae. The transcript has a single exon. The record is from RefSeq and is a predicted model, not a curated record. Bases 355 to 813 code for a protein of 152 amino acids.